Messenger RNA from Sphaeramia orbicularis (orbiculate cardinalfish), 1336 nucleotides. RefSeq lists its product as uncharacterized. The transcript has 6 exons. NCBI's taxonomy places the organism in Eukaryota, Metazoa, Chordata, Actinopteri, Kurtiformes, Apogonidae. The record is from RefSeq and is a predicted model, not a curated record. Bases 38 to 844 code for a protein of 268 amino acids.
GUCCUCUGCUUCUUGAUUCCUUUAGAAAAACGGCAACAUGAAGUUUCUGGACCUUUUUGGACGACUGAAAUCUGUGGUCAUUGGAAUGAUACAUGUUAAAGCCUUACCAGGCACUCCCCUCAAUGGUAUGAAAAUGUCCCAGAUCACUGAAGAAGCAUGCAAAGAGGCAGAAAUCUACCAUGACAUGGGGAUUGAUGGUCUGAUCAUCGAGAACAUGCAUGACAUCCCCUACUCAUUCUCUGUGGGCCCUGAGGUGUGUGCCUGUAUGACUGCUGUUUGCUCUGCAGUGAGAGGCCUCUGUCCAUCUCUGCCACUCGGAGUGCAAAUACUGUCCUCCGCUAACCAGCAUGCUUUGGCCGUCGCUCUGGCUUCAGGUCUGGACUUCAUCAGAGCAGAGGGUUUUGUCUUUUCUCAUGUGGCUGAUGAAGGCCUUCUGAAUGCAUGUGCCGGGGAUUUACUGAGAUACCGCAAGUAUAUCGGAGCUGAGCAUGUGCAGAUUUUUACUGACAUCAAAAAGAAACACAGCUCACACGCCCUAACAUCAGAUGUGAGCAUCGAGGAAACAGCUCGUGCUGCAGAGUUCUUCCUCUCAGACGGACUCAUCAUCACUGGAUCGGCCACUGGAGUUCAUGCUGACCCACAGGAGCUCAGAGAUGUUUCCCAGUCUGUGAGGAUCCCAGUACUGAUAGGCUCUGGAGUCACAUACGACAACCUUGAGCACUACCUUGAUGCCAAUGGAAUGAUCAUCGGAUCUCAUUUCAAGAAGGGGGGCCACUGGGCCAAUGAAGUCGACCGUGAGCGAGUAAAGCGGUUCAUGGGAAAGAUCCGUGAACUACGACAAUGAGAAUCUGUGUAGUGAAGUUAAUUUUUUGUGAGUUGAAAACUGGAUGGUGUCCUCAAGAAAGAAACCAUAAAUACAUGUGUCAUAUUACAGUUCAAGCAAAAUAAAUGCAGCUCACAUUUUAAGAAAACAAGAUUUAUUUGCAUUUUUUUGUACAUUUUAUAAAUACACACACUUAGAAAAAACAUAGUUUUCAACUGUAUUUACACUCAAGUUUAAAAUGAACAAUAUAUGUAACAUGGAAAAUGUGAGUACAAAAUAGUAGACUCAAUACAAAACACCCAUUAUUUUUGUAAAUCAAACCCUUUGCAGAAAUUUCCAUUUGAAACAAGUACAACUUUUCUUAUGAGAUUCACAGAGUUCAUUUGUGAUCACACUGUACAGCACACUGUGGUAUGACACUAGCUUGUAACUUGUCACAGGAAAAGUUAAAGCCAAGGCACAUCAUAUAGUACACAAUGAAUACAUCAGAGAAGAGCAAAAACUGUCAUUUGG